AUGAAGGAGACGAUAAUGAACCAGGAGAAGCUUGCCAAACUGCAGGCGCAGGUCCGCAUCGGUGGCAAGGGGUCAGCACGCAGGAAGAAGAAGGUGGUGCACAGAACAGCUACAGCCGAUGAUAAGAAGCUGCAGUUUUCACUGAAGAAACUGGGCGUGAACAGUAUCUCUGGUAUCGAGGAGGUUAAUAUGUUCACAAACCAGGGCACAGUGAUCCAUUUUAAUAACCCAAAGGUUCAGGCCUCCUUGGCUGCCAACACUUUCACAAUCACAGGCCACGCUGAGGACAAACAGUUAACAGAGAUGCUCCCAGGAAUCCUAAACCAGUUAGGAGCUGACAGUCUUACCAGCCUCAGGAGACUAGCGGAGACCCUGCCCAAACCAGGCGGAGAGAACAAAGCUCCUGUAGUUGCUGAAGAGGAGGAUGAUGAGGUUCCAGAUCUUGUUGAAAACUUUGACGAGGCUUCAAAGAACGAGGCCAACUAACCACCACCGCUGGAGCGUUUAGUUUSCUCGGGCCAUCAGAUUCAGCAGAGAAUUGUUUUAUGGUUCUCUCAAUUCAUUGUGGCUUCAGACAGAAGUGGAUUUUGUUAUAAAUGUGUAAGUUGGGCUAGAAUGUGUCAAAUUUACACCUAACAACUUUUUCUUUUUCUGCUGUUCAAAGUAAAUUAAUUCAGCGACAUGUGCACACAUUUCUCCGUCUCACACUCCUGCACUGUAUUACCGACACAACAAAAAUGUACUGGUGGUCUUAAUUAUGUAAUAAAGAUUGUUUCACCUUCUUUUA
Austrofundulus limnaeus is the source of this 787-nucleotide messenger RNA. RefSeq names its product transcription factor BTF3. The record is from RefSeq and is a predicted model, not a curated record. Lineage: Eukaryota; Metazoa; Chordata; Actinopteri; Cyprinodontiformes; Rivulidae.